CACUUUCUCUUCCAUCCUUAUUAAACUAUAUAUGUCUAUGAUACCAACCCCUUUCUUCUUCAUAUUUUAUUUUAAAUCUCAAUCCUUUCAAUAUUUCCUUUCUCUAACUAAAUAUUUUUAGCUUCCAAAUUUUAACAAACUUCUUAUGAUUUCUUAAACCCUUUUUCUUCUUUUUUGCCUUCCAAAAGCCAAAAACAGUAGCAGCAGAAGCAGAAGAAGAAAUAUUAAAUGGGGUUAAGAGACAUUGGAGCAACUCUGCCACCUGGGUUUAGAUUCUAUCCCAGUGAUGAGGAACUGGUCUGCCAUUAUCUCUACAAAAAGAUCACAAAUGAAGAAGUUUUGAAGGGUACUUUGGUUGAAAUUGACUUGCAUACUUGUGAGCCAUGGCAGCUUCCUGAGGUGGCUAAGCUGAAUGCAAAUGAGUGGUACUUCUUCAGCUUCCGUGACCGGAAAUAUGCCACCGGAUUCCGAACAAAUCGAGCUACGACAUCUGGGUACUGGAAAGCUACCGGAAAAGAUCGUGCGGUGCUGGACCCUACAACUCGUGAGAUUGUAGGGAUGAGAAAGACCUUAGUGUUCUACAGAAACAGAGCUCCUAAUGGAAUCAAGACUGGUUGGAUCAUGCAUGAGUUUCGUCUUGAAACCCCACAUAUGCCUCCUAAGGAGGAUUGGGUGUUGUGUAGAGUGUUCCACAAAAGCAAGGGAGAAAACAGCAGCAAAUUUGAUGAACAAUUCAUGUUUGAGACCACUGUUCCUUCAAAUAAUUUAUCAGCUUCUCCUCUAACUGAUCAUAAUCACCAAGGUCUGCCAUGUGGGUAUCAUCAGCAAAUCACCUCAUUAUCAUCAUCAGCAACCCCAUCCCAUCAUCAUCAUCAUCAUCAAGUAAACCAUGACCAGAACUCCUUGAUAAACCUUCUUCAGCUUUCUCAGGAAACAAACACCAACAUUUUCAUGAAUACUACAGUUGAUAUGAGCUCAAAAAAGGACGACGAGUAUGGAUUCUUGUGGGAGGACAUGAACUUGGAAGAAAAUAGCUUGGGAAAUGGAGGAGCUUCAAGCAUGGAAAACAUGAGAUUUGAGAUGGGUAACAGCAUGGUCUUCCUAUGAGAGAUUUAUUGAUUUAUGAUGUAUUUGUUUGAUGUUUGGAUUUGAGGGACAGUUCAAGGUUUGAUUGGAACAGAUGUUGUUUAUUAGGUAUUAAGAUUGUAUUAAGUAGUUUUUCUAUAUGUAUUUAUGGUUAAUUAAUUAGGGUUUAUUUAUUUAUUUUUGUAUAUUUGUCAUCUGUACAAAAUUAUAUUAAAUAUAUAUUAAUCGUAUUCUUCA
Messenger RNA from Manihot esculenta (cassava), 1323 nucleotides. RefSeq names its product protein CUP-SHAPED COTYLEDON 3. Gene Ontology annotation, molecular function: DNA binding. The transcript is spliced from 3 exons. The coding region runs from base 229 to 1107 and encodes 292 amino acids. The record is from RefSeq and is a predicted model, not a curated record. NCBI's taxonomy places the organism in Eukaryota, Viridiplantae, Streptophyta, Magnoliopsida, Malpighiales, Euphorbiaceae. Gene Ontology annotation, biological process: regulation of DNA-templated transcription.